GUGAGGGCUCCUAUAUAUAACUCGGCUCUAGGUGUACAUGAGGCAGAUCUUUUUAAGACGGCGGCUACUCUGAUUAGUUUUAUCUACCCAGCACAAAAUCCAGACCUCCUGAAAAAACUUGCAGAAAAAAGAACUACUGUCUUGGCUAUGGAUCAGGUUCCACGGGUCACCAUUGCUCAGGGAUAUGAUGCACUGAGCUCCAUGGCCAACAUUGCUGGUUACAAGGCUGUGGUGCUGGCAGCAAAUCACUUUGGCCGAUUUUUCACAGGUCAGAUCACAGCUGCUGGUAAAGUUCCUCCAGCAAAGGUGUUGAUCAUCGGAGGAGGAGUUGCUGGCCUGGCUUCUGCAGGAGCAGCUAAAUCGAUGGGUGCAGUGGUUCGUGGAUUUGAUACUAGAGCUGCAGCUCUGGAACAGUUCAAGUCUCUUGGUGCUGAGCCUUUGGAAGUAGAUUUAAAAGAAUCUGGAGAAGGACAAGGUGGUUAUGCUAAAGAAAUGUCCAAAGAAUUUAUUGAGGCUGAAAUGAAACUCUUUGCCAAACAGUGCCAAGAUGUUGAUAUUAUCAUCACCACAGCACUUAUUCCAGGCAAAAAAGCUCCCAUCUUGUUUAAGAAAGAUAUGAUUGAAUCAAUGAAGGAAGGUUCAGUUGUUGUGGAUUUAGCUGCAGAAGCGGGGGGAAACAUUGAGACUACAAAGCCUGGAGAAAUGUAUGUUCAUAAG
This is a messenger RNA of Phaethon lepturus (White-tailed tropicbird), 717 nucleotides long. RefSeq names its product NAD(P) transhydrogenase, mitochondrial-like. The transcript has 5 exons. Gene Ontology annotation, molecular function: NAD binding; NADP binding. The record is from RefSeq and is a predicted model, not a curated record. Gene Ontology annotation, cellular component: mitochondrial inner membrane. Lineage: Eukaryota; Metazoa; Chordata; Aves; Phaethontiformes; Phaethontidae. Gene Ontology annotation, biological process: NADPH regeneration. The annotation marks the transcript as partial.